CAUUUUUUGGAGAAAAUUACAACGGCCCCACCCCCACCACCACCCCCGGUGGGGUUUUCUUCUUCAUUAUCGGCCAUAUGAAAUUCCUAUUUCCUCAAUUCCGACGGAAACAGGAAAUUCAUUUGGCCGGUAAACUAUUCCUCCCGGCCACCGUGCUAAUUAUGUAAAAUCACUAUUAAUCCAACAUUGUAAAAAAAAAAAUUAAAAAAAAAAAUAAAAACAAACCGUUUGAUUUUGUGAUCGGCACCUAUAAAAACCAUGCAUUGGUGGCAGGGCGCGUUUACUUCUACGUCGAAGUCGCAAUCCAACGACGACAGCGUCAUCGGCGGCGGUGGUUCCGCCGGAGCCAGCAGCUACCCCGCGAAGCCAGGCUUCUUCUCCUCGCGGCGGAACCGCCUCCUCAGCCGCGCCAGGAAAUUGCGGCAGGUGACAGAGAACGACGUCGAGAUGUGGCGGUCCCCCGACCAUUUGCAGAAUAUGCCCGCCAGGUCAGCAUUGGCGUCCACGUCGCCGUCGCCUCAGCCGCUGCCUCUGCCGGAAUUGCACGUGCUGCUGCAGCGCGACCCCAAAUUCGCCUCCUCCAGCUCCUGCAGCGUGCCCCUUCCGUCUCCAGACGCUAUUCAGAUAACGAGAGGAUCCGAUGACAAGGAGAGGGAAAGAGAAAAGGAAAAGGAGUCAUCGGAGAUUGACGGAGUUAAAAGCAGAUUAGUACGCCAAGAUUCAAGAACAAAUACAGAGAAUUCGGAAAAUCGGCAAUCUAGGAAGUCACGGCACAAUCAGAAACAAAAAUCCUCGGACGGGUACAACUUCAACAUUCCCAUCAGCGCUCCGACCAGUCCUUAUUCAAGCCUUGUUGUGUCUCCCCCAAGGAGUGAUAUGUGGGCAUCUCACUACCUGACCCCACCCGGAGUUUUCCAAGUUUGGUCAGCACCGGAGAUGCCACAUUCAGAUGGGAAUGUAGGCCUAGGUUUCUCGUACCAAACGCCUUACGAGAAAGUUGCAUCUAGUGUUGAUAGUUCUCCUCUUCAGAGUCCAAGAAUUAGUACUCACAAGCCGGCCUCACCGUUAACACGGUGGGAAAGUAAUGUUCAGGCCUCUGUACAUCCCUUACCUCUUCCUCCAGGGGCUGCCGUUUCUUCUUCACCGCCCACUCCAAUAUCCCCUGUCAGAUGUAAAUCCGAAUUUUCAGGAGCUUCGUUACCUUCACAGCUCACAGUUAGACAUGAAUUUACAGGAGCUAACAUUCCUUCAUUGCCCUCUCCGAUUUCCCCUGUUGGGAAUAAAAUUGAAUUGAUGCCCAUUAAAUCUCAAUGGCAGAAAGGAAAGCUCAUUGGGAGGGGGACGUUUGGAAGUGUUUAUGUAGCUUCCAACAGAGAGACUGGAGCAUUAUGUGCCAUGAAAGAAGUCGAGAUUUUACCUGAUGAUUCGAAAUCUGCAGAGUGUAUGCGGCAAUUGGAGCAGGAAAUUAAAGUUCUUAGCCAUCUAAAGCAUCCGAAUAUCGUGCAGUAUUUUGGUAGUGAAAUAGUAAGUAAAGUUUCUUCACGAAGAUGGAUUGAAACUAUUGCUUUUCUGCUGCUGCAGUCAGAUUCUCACUUUAUGUUGAAACAGGUCGGCGACAAGUUCUACAUAUACCUGGAAUAUGUCCAUCCUGGUUCAAUCAAUAGAUUCAUCCAAGACCAUUGUGGAGCUAUUACAGAAGCUGUUGUUCGCAAUUUUACUCGUCAUAUUCUCUGUGGAUUGGCUUAUUUGCACAGUAAAAAAACCAUACACAGGGAUAUCAAAGGCGCUAAUCUACUGGUUGAUGCAUAUGGGGUUGUCAAGCUUGCUGAUUUCGGGAUGGCAAAACAUCUGAACGGGCAAACGGCAAAUCUGUCAUUGAAGGGGAGUCCAUAUUGGAUGGCUCCAGAGCUCUUGCAAUCCGCAAUGCAAACAGAUGCCAGCUCAGAUGUUGCUUUAGCAGUUGAUAUAUGGAGUUUGGGUUGUACAAUAAUCGAAAUGAUGAACGGAAAGCCUCCUUGGAGCGAAUAUGAAGGGGCGGCAGCAUUAUUCAAGGUUCUAAAGGAGACUCCACCGAUACCACAAAUAAUGUCGGCAGAGGGCAAAGAUUUCUUGCAAUGCUGCUUUCGUAGAAAUCCAGCUGAAAGGCCAACCGCCAGCCAGUUACUAGAUCAUCCAUUCUUGAGCAACAACACUAAAGAGACAAAAAACACGGACAAUUUGCAGCUUUCGAGGGAGCGGCCGAGGCAAAAAGUAGACCAAUUGUCGGUUCCAUUUGACACACAGAUGAGGAAGGGGAAACUUAGUAACAAAUUCACGCACGAUUCUUUUACUCCGGUAAGAAUAUCCAACGAUGCCAUCUUCAGAUACCCCAUUUAGCAGUGGCUCCACUUCCUCUUUUUAUCCCCACGGAAGCUCUCGGAAAGUUAUCUGGUUAGAAUGAAGAACACAUGAAAACGCAUAUUUAUAUAUAUGGGUGGAGUAGGGGUGGGGGAUUUAGGUGUAGAUAUAAUAGGCUUUGUAUAACCCCUUGGAGAAAGAACAAACAAGCUGCAAAAUUUGCUGCUCUGAGUUUGAAAAAAAAAAUGUACAAAUAGUGUAUAUUAUUUAUACGUUGAUCUUUCACCAGCUUGCUGAAUGAAAUCAAGUUGAUGCAUAGGAAUUGUUUCUGAAACAAGUUUUUUUUUUUUUUUUUAAUUUACUGUGUGUAGUAGUGUGUGUGCUGGUGUAAGGUGAGUUUUUAGACUACUUAGUUUUUUUUUUCUUU
Molecule: messenger RNA, 2764 nt
Organism: Erythranthe guttata (spotted monkey flower)
Lineage: Eukaryota; Viridiplantae; Streptophyta; Magnoliopsida; Lamiales; Phrymaceae
Product: mitogen-activated protein kinase kinase kinase 5
Biological process (GO): protein phosphorylation; MAPK cascade
Cellular component (GO): cytoplasm
Molecular function (GO): MAP kinase kinase kinase activity; ATP binding
Source: RefSeq, a predicted model, not a curated record